Messenger RNA from Mastomys coucha (southern multimammate mouse), 3091 nucleotides. RefSeq names its product EMAP like 2 (gene Eml2). The coding region runs from base 192 to 2789 and encodes 865 amino acids. The record is from RefSeq and is a predicted model, not a curated record. Gene Ontology annotation, biological process: microtubule cytoskeleton organization. Gene Ontology annotation, cellular component: mitotic spindle. Gene Ontology annotation, molecular function: microtubule binding. Lineage: Eukaryota; Metazoa; Chordata; Mammalia; Rodentia; Muridae. The transcript is spliced from 21 exons.
AGUACCUAGGGGGACCCCGAUGCAGCCAAUCCUGACCUGAAGACUGUUGCGGGGGGGUUGGGGGGACCGACAGAGCAGUCUCUUGACACCCCUUCCGGGCAUCCUAGGGAAUGACCCCUGUGCCAGGCUCAGAGCCGGCCGCCUGAUGCUGGGUGGGCCGAGCUGGGGAUGCUGGAACGAAGGGCGUUGCUAUGGCAACGGGAGGCAGGGCCUGGGGGGGGGACCGGGCCCGAGCUGGGGCUGCGGGGGCCGGCGGUGGCUGUGGUGGGGCAAUGGCGGAGCGCGGCCCGGCCUUCUGUGGCCUCUACGACACGUCCUCUCUGCUGCAAUACUGCAACGAUGAUAAUCUGUCCGGCACUAGCGGCAUGGAGGUGGACGACCGCGUGUCGGCGCUGGAGCAGCGGCUGCAGUUGCAAGAAGAUGAGCUGGCGGUCCUAAAGGCGGCGCUGGCGGACGCGCUGCGUCGCCUGCGGGCGUGCGAAGAACAAGGCGCGGCGCUGCGCGCGAGGAACACCCCUAAGGGCCGGGCGCCCCCGCGUCUGGGCACCACCGCCUCGGUGUGUCAGCUCCUGAAAGGCCUUCCCACCAGGACGCCCCUCAAUGGCUCCGGACCCCCGCGACGCGUGGGCGGCUAUGCCACCUCUCCAUCUUCCCCCAAGAAAGAGGCGAGCUCCGGGCGCAGCAGCCGUCGCUACUUGUCACCUGAGCGCCUGGCCUCUGUGCGUCGCGAGGACCCCCGUAGCCGUACCACAUCUUCCAGUAGUAAUUGUAGCGCCAAAAAAGAAGGGAAAACCAAAGAAGUUAUCUUCAGCAUGGAGGAGGGAUCCGUAAAGAUGUUUCUGCGGGGACGCCCUGUGCCCAUGCUGAUCCCGGACGAGCUGGCGCCCAACUAUAGCCUGGACACUCGUUCUGAGCUGCCCUCCAGCCGUCUAAAGCUAGACUGGGUCUAUGGCUAUCGAGGCCGGGACUGCAGGGCCAACCUUUACCUCCUGCCCACCGGGGAGGUGGUGUACUUUGUGGCCUCUGUGGCCGUACUGUACAGUGUGGAGGAGCAGAGACAACGACACUACCUGGGGCACAAUGAUGACAUCAAAUGUCUGGCUGUCCAUCCAGAUAUGGUCACCAUCGCCACAGGACAGGUGGCAGGCACCACAAAGGAAGGCAAGCCUCUGCCACCCCACGUGCGUGUGUGGGACUCAGUUUCCCUUUCCACCUUACACGUCCUGGGCCUGGGGGUGUUUGACAGAGCUGUGUGCUGUGUGGCCUUCUCCAAAUCCAAUGGGGGCAACCUGCUAUGUGCAGUGGAUGAAUCCAACGAUCAUGUGCUCUCUGUGUGGGACUGGGCCAAGGAGAGCAAAGUGGUGGAUAGCAAGUGCUCUAAUGAGGCCGUGCUGGUGGCUACCUUCCACCCCACUGAUCCCAGCCUGCUGAUAACCUGUGGCAAAUCCCACAUCUACUUCUGGAGCCUGGAGGGAGGCAAUCUGAGCAAGCGGCAGGGCCUAUUCGAGAAACACGAGAAACCAAAGUAUGUGCUGUGUGUGACCUUCUUGGAAGGUGGCGACGUGGUCACUGGAGACUCUGGGGGGAACCUCUAUGUCUGGGGCAAAGGUGGAAACCGCAUCACCCAGGAAGUUCAAGGAGCCCAUGAUGGUGGCGUGUUUGCGCUCUGCGCCCUGCGGGACGGGACGCUGGUGUCUGGAGGGGGCCGCGAUCGUCGGGUGGUCCUCUGGAUCUUGCUUGGCUCGGUGCACACAGGUUUCUCGCUGCUUGUUCAGGGACAUGUGGAGGAGCUGUGGGGCCUGGCCACACAUCCUAGCAGGGCGCAGUUUGUGACCUGUGGGCAGGACAAGCUGGUGCACCUGUGGAGUUCAGAGACCCACCAGCCAGUGUGGAGCAGAACCAUUGAGGACCCUGCCCGUUCGGCUGGCUUCCACCCCAGUGGCUCUGUCCUAGCGGUGGGCACGGUGACUGGCAGGUGGCUGCUACUGGACACAGACACCCGUGACCUGGUGGCUAUCCACACAGAUGGCAAUGAGCAGAUCUCCGUGGUCAGCUUUUCACCAGACGGGGCGUUCCUGGCUGUGGGUUCCCACGACAACUUGGUGUACGUGUACACGGUGGACCAGGGUGGCCGCAAGGUCAGCCGCCUGGGCAAGUGCUCGGGCCAUUCCAGUUUUAUCACCCACCUGGAUUGGGCCCAGGACAGCACCUGCUUUGUCACCAACUCUGGAGACUACGAGAUUUUGUACUGGGACCCCAACACCUGUAAGCAGAUCACCAGUGCAGACACCGUGAGAAAUGUGGAAUGGGCUACCGCUACUUGUGUGUUGGGUUUUGGAGUUUUCGGGAUCUGGCCCGAGGGGGCGGAUGGCACAGACAUCAAUGCUGUGGCCCGCUCUCAUGAUGGGAAGUUGCUGGUUUCUGCUGAUGACUUCGGCAAAGUGCAUCUGUUCAGCUACCCCUGCUGUCAGCCGAGAGUGAGUCUCUCUGGAGGACCUAAGAAUGUGGGAUUGGAGGCCAUAUUCACUCCUUUGUGGGGAUAUCUGUUUUAUUUUUGGAAGAGGGUCUCAAAUAACCCAGGCUUGCUUCAAAGUCCCAAUAUAGCAAAGAAUGACUUGAAUUCCCACCAAUCCCCCUGCCUCUGCUUCCUCAGAGCUAAGAUUACAGAUGUGCACCAUCAACCCACGUCUAUGUGUUGCUGGAGGUGGAGCCCAGUCCUUUUCUGCCCUCUCGGCUGCCUCCCUAGCCUUUGCGGUUGUUCAUCUUAUUUACUCUUCUUGGGACCUUAGUUUCCCCACAGCUAUAGUAUGCCUUCAUGGCACAGGGCCUUUCACAGGGAUCGGAGAUGGAACCCGUAGCUCGGGGGUUAUUGCAUACUCCCCUUUUACAAGCAUUAAAUGAGCACCUACUGUAUGCCUGGACAAAUAAGACCCGUGAGGCCACUGUCCUCACUAAGCUGGGUGUACGACUACAGGGCUCAGGGUUUGUGUUCCCAACACCCAUGAUUCCCUUAUGGGCCCAGAACAAUGACCAAUUUUUACAGAGCCAGAUGGCUAUUGAGAGCAGUUGCCCGAGGCUGGGAGAAUCUGCU